Messenger RNA from Neopelma chrysocephalum (saffron-crested tyrant-manakin), 861 nucleotides. Its product is annotated as heterogeneous nuclear ribonucleoprotein A1-like. Gene Ontology annotation, molecular function: RNA binding. The annotation marks the transcript as partial. Lineage: Eukaryota; Metazoa; Chordata; Aves; Passeriformes; Pipridae. The transcript is spliced from 6 exons. The record is from RefSeq and is a predicted model, not a curated record.
CUGUCCCCUCACUGUCCCUGUCCUGUCCCAGGUGAUGCGGGACCCGAACACGAAGCGCUCUCGGGGGUUCGGGUUCGUCACGUACUCCUCGGUGGAGGAGGUGGACGCCGCCAUGAACGCGCGGCCGCACAAGGUGGACGGGAGGGUCGUGGAGCCCAAGAGGGCCGUGUCCAGAGAGGACUCCCAGCGGCCCGGCGCCCACCUGACGGUGAAGAAGAUCUUCGUGGGGGGCAUCAAGGAGGACACGGAGGAGCAUCACCUGCGGGACUAUUUCGGGCAGUACGGCAAGAUCGAGGUCAUCGAGAUCAUGACCGACCGCGGCAGCGGCAAGAAGCGCGGCUUCGCCUUCGUCACCUUCGACGACCACGACUCGGUCGACAAGAUCGUCAUCCAGAAGUACCACACGGUGAACGGGCACAACUGCGAGGUGCGCAAGGCGCUGUCCAAGCAGGAGAUGGCGAGCGCCUCUGCCAGCCAGCGAGGCCGCAGCGGCUCCGGAAACUUCGGCGGCGGCCGCGGAGGAGGAUUCGGCGGCAACGACAACUUCAACCGCGGCGGCAACUUCGGAGGCCGCGGUUACGGGGGCGGAGGCGGCCCCGGCUACUCGGGGGGUAACCGCGGCUACGGCGGCAGCGGCUCCUACGACGGCUACAACAACGGCGGCGGCGGCUUCGGCGGCGGCAGCGGCGGCAGGAGACCCGCCCGGGGGCCAGCGCUCGCCGUGCGCAACGGGCUGGCCGAGGCGGGCACAGGCAGCAAUUUCGGGGGCGGGGGCAGCUACAACGACUUCGGCAGCUACAACAACCAGGCCUCCAGCUUCGGGCCCAUGAAGGGCGGCAGCUUCGGGGGGCGCAGCUCGGG